Molecule: messenger RNA, 2172 nt
Organism: Ipomoea triloba (trilobed morning glory)
Lineage: Eukaryota; Viridiplantae; Streptophyta; Magnoliopsida; Solanales; Convolvulaceae
Exons: 1
Coding region: 1-2172 (723 amino acids)
Source: RefSeq, a predicted model, not a curated record
AUGAAAGAGAGGAAUGAUUCUCCAAUGCCAAUUAUAGGCGUUUAUGUAGCAGCUGCUUCUCUGGCCUGCUCUUUCGCCAUGUUCCGCAACUCCUCAAUCAAAUUAAACCUGGACUUGUCAGGCAGAUUCUUUGCUCUCAAUGCAACAUGGCUGACACUAUUAGCCGCGGCUACCAAGCUGACAGGGGAUCUCACAUCUCCCAUGUGGUCUGCCAAAGACAACAUCGUCAAAAUCACAAGCACUGCUUUCUUAACCAUCGCGAUGGGCUGUUUUUUCACCACACUGGGCUCUAUGAGUGAUACAGAUGUUCUCGCCACUAGGACCGCUUUGACCAUAUUGGUCAUCACCGUGGUUGCGGAUUUGUGCAUACAAUUAGGGACCGGUGCACUUGAUUACUCGUUGUUCCCCGAGAUCAUCUUCGCCAUUGUUCUGUUGCUCUGCAUGUUCAUAAUUGUUUUCUGUUCGGCUUUAGCAGUUCCAGCAAUCAAGAAACGCGCAGAGCUGAACUAUCAGAAGAUAGUUUCAGAUGAUGAACGGAUGAAAGGGAAACAACGCACAGUUGAAGAGCUGAGAUUGAGUGUUACAAAGUUUUGGGUGAUGGCAGCAUCUGGUAGCCCCCAAUUUCUUAUGAAAAGGUUGGUCACCUAUGUUUCUUCGACUGUCGUUUCUUUACUUUCUGCCAUUGUUAUUUUUGUCGCGAUUGAUAGGAUGAGACAUGCGUUCGAAAAGUGGGUAUCGUCUCAUUGUAAGGAAGAAUCUGAGUAUAAGUGGUCUGUCAUGUUGAUUAUAUUGUCUCAAUCUGCAGUCACGGUACCAUCUAUGGUCUCAACUACAAUUUUCUUGAUUAGUGUCAUGUGUGAUAAGUAUGAGAGUAAUGGGAUCAAAAUCAGUAGAGAAGAAUUCACAAUUGAGUCUUAUUGGACUGAAAGAUUGGUGGAGUGGAGACAGAGUUCAAUAGCUUUGAGGUUUAAGAAACGCACAAUUAGAAAAUUGUUACACAACAUAAAAUGGCUGAUCUUGACUUUGUGCAUACUACUUCAGACUCUGAUUGUCAUGUGGUGCAAGUUAUGUUGUGCUCUCUCUUUUUACUCCGUGCUUCCAUUAGUAUUUUUAGUUAAUCAUUUACGUGAAUUGUUUCACAAAACUGAAGUUUCAAAUCACCACCAGAAAAGUCACGAGGAGGUAGAUCUCAACUGUUUUGUAAUACUGCUCGAAGGAGAAAGACAACUUCCAAAAAGAUUAUUGAGAACGAUUACUAACAUGAUGGAUAUGCAUAUUGAGAUGGGUAAGAUGCAAUCGCCACAAAAUCUAUUUAAUCUUCUCAAUCAUAGUUUCUCUUUUAGUGGGGUAGCAGAAUUUGAUAGCAAUCGAGUUUCAACUCUGUUAUUCAGUGAACCUCCUAAUUGUUGGACACUUCCCGUGAUAACACUAACAACUAUUGCCAUUGCACUUCCAAACAUUGCAAGUCAACAUAUUGAUGAAUUGGUAAGCAGUGUUGAUGAAGGCCUUCGCUACACAAGCCUUAUAGAUGCCUUAGAUGAUAAGUGUGGGUUGAAAAGCAUAAAAAAUGUAGCAAAUGUUGUGUGGGUGGGAGUGGAGCUUCACAAGGAGUGGUUGGGCGUGGAUCUUAAGGGCAAAUUUAGGGAAGUAAAUUCUGCUAAGGAGAUUAUCCAAACCCUAGCCCAUGUAGCCGAACAAAUCGUCAUGGAGUUUAGCUUUAUAGGAGACAAAACUCUAGUGCAAAAUCCUCUCUACUGGCCUGCAAAUGUUUUAGCUGCUAAUUCAAUGUAUAGAAUUAGUCGGACUAUUUUGCUGUUCUAUGAAAAUGGUGAAUGCCAAGUUGAAGAGUUGUUUAAGAAGUUAACAUGCAUGAUUGCAGACAUAUUGACAGCUUGUCUUAUCAAUUUGCCCCGUGUGAUAAUUACCAAGUGCAAAUGUAAUGCUAUUGAGGAAAGGGAGAAAAGCGUUCGUGAUGCGAUUAUUCUUUUAGAAGAAACUGAAUAUAUUCUAAGGCAUUUUGAGGAGCAUCAACUUUCAAGCAUGGGUCCCAGACAACCAUUAUGCAUUGAUGAAUGGCGGCAGUGGUGGAUGGAGAGACAAGUUCCAACUGUUUUAGCAUCUGCACCUUCAGUUGAGUCCAAUGAGUAUGUGGCUGUUCAAAUGCAGGCUUGA